Messenger RNA from Elephantulus edwardii (Cape elephant shrew), 881 nucleotides. It is a transcript of the gene RAB3C, whose product is annotated as RAB3C, member RAS oncogene family. Lineage: Eukaryota; Metazoa; Chordata; Mammalia; Macroscelidea; Macroscelididae. Gene Ontology annotation, cellular component: endosome; plasma membrane; synaptic vesicle. Gene Ontology annotation, molecular function: GTPase activity; GTP binding. Gene Ontology annotation, biological process: protein secretion; regulation of exocytosis; protein localization to plasma membrane. The transcript has 4 exons. The coding region runs from base 1 to 660 and encodes 219 amino acids. The record is from RefSeq and is a predicted model, not a curated record.
AUGGCCUCUGCCCAAGAUGCCAGGUAUGGCCAGAAAGACUCCUCUGAUCAGAACUUCGACUAUAUGUUCAAAUUACUGAUCAUUGGCAACAGCAGUGUGGGGAAAACAUCCUUCCUGUUCCGUUAUGCCGAUGACUCCUUUACGUCUGCAUUCGUCAGCACGGUUGGGAUUGAUUUCAAAGUAAAAACUGUGUUUAAGAAUGAAAAGCGAAUCAAGCUUCAAAUUUGGGAUACAGCAGGCCAGGAAAGAUACAGGACUAUCACCACAGCCUAUUAUCGUGGGGCCAUGGGCUUUAUUUUAAUGUAUGACAUCACAAAUGAAGAAUCCUUCAAUGCAGUGCAAGACUGGUCAACACAAAUCAAGACGUACUCUUGGGACAAUGCCCAGGUUAUCUUGGUUGGAAACAAGUGUGACAUGGAAGAUGAGCGGGUCGUCUCAACCGAGAGAGGCCAGCAUUUAGGAGAACAGCUUGGGUUUGAGUUCUUUGAAACAAGUGCCAAGGAUAACAUAAACGUCAAGCAAACAUUUGAGCGCCUGGUGGAUAUCAUCUGCGACAAGAUGUCAGAGAGCUUGGAGACCGACCCGGCCAUCACCGCCGCAAAGCAGAGCACAAGACUCAAGGAAACCCCGCCUCCGCCGCAGCCCAACUGUGGCUGCUAACGUCCCACGCGCAGCUCCAGGGCGCCUACUGGCCGACACGCAGCGUUUCGAAGUGGUCGAUUAGCCUUCAUUUAUACUGCCUAAUAAUUAUUUGGGGGAAAUCUUUGAUGUUGAUGCCUCAUAAAUGCAUCCAAUUCCUGAGAGAUUUCCUGUGUUCCUAUGUGGCGAAUAUGUGAUCUUAAAUUUAAGGACUAUCCAUCUAUAAACAUCUGGUAUUUGCA